Ctenocephalides felis (cat flea) is the source of this 1248-nucleotide messenger RNA. Its product is annotated as E3 ubiquitin-protein ligase FANCL-like. Gene Ontology annotation, molecular function: ubiquitin protein ligase activity. Gene Ontology annotation, cellular component: Fanconi anaemia nuclear complex; nucleus. The coding region runs from base 1 to 1113 and encodes 370 amino acids. Lineage: Eukaryota; Metazoa; Arthropoda; Insecta; Siphonaptera; Pulicidae. The transcript has 5 exons. Gene Ontology annotation, biological process: protein monoubiquitination; interstrand cross-link repair. The record is from RefSeq and is a predicted model, not a curated record.
AUGGAUCAAAUAAGUUUGUUGCAGAGGUUUCCAUAUUUAUUACCGAAAAACAAAAGUUGUACUAAAUAUGGUGGAUUUAUUAUCACUAAUGAUGAAGAAUUUUUUGUUGAUUUAAACGUACCUAAUUAUCCAAAUUUGGAUAAUAUCUCAUUAGAAGUAUAUAAUCAAAAUGUUUUGCAAAAUAUAGAAAGUUAUAAGUUCAAUAAUUCUAAAAGUUUAUAUGAAUUUUUGCUGCAAUUGGAAAGAAAAUUGACACCAAUAUUGCCAAAAUGCCAGCAGGAUAAUAUUGGCAUCAAUUUAGAUUUUAUAAGAGAGUGUGAAAUUUUGAUUCGAAAUUAUGAUGUAAACAUUCAGAUUAAUUCUCAAAUGAAUGAAGUUCUUAUUAGACAUGAUAAUCAUUAUUUAUUAAUUGAAAGAGGGGGACAAGCUUAUGUCCUUAAACAGCACAGUUUACCAGAUUUUGUAAAGAAUGAAGUUUGCAAAGAAAUUAAAACUGAUGGAUCUUUAUGUGUUUUGUUUAAAAUAUUUAUUCAUAAUUUGAAAGUAUUGGAAAGAUUCUAUGCUGACUUAGACGAAAUAGACUUAGUAUGCUAUAUUAUUGAUCCUUCACAACCAUCAACAAGAGAUACUCAUAGACAAAUAUUAUUGGAUGAUAAUGUAUCACUAUAUGUACAAUUAUCUCCUUGGUCUUAUGGGGGAAUACCAAAACUAACAUUUAUUGGACCUAAUGAACAAGUAGACAAGUUUACAAAUACUAUUACCCGUAAUUUAAAAAAUUGGAAAAAUGAAGUAAAUUUAUUUCGCAAUUUGCUAACCAUCUUAGAUUUAAUGUAUUUUCCAAGCAGAAAAAGUGUUGCUGAAUCCUUAAAUCAACCAACAAAUGAUUUAGUAUUAAUAAGUGAUGGGGAAUGUUGCAUAUGUUUUUCGAAUAUAGAUAAUUCUAAAUUAGCCAUGGUUAUUUGUGAGAAUAAUAAAUGCAGUAGCUAUUUUCAUGCCUCAUGCCUUUAUGACUGGUUGAGACCUAUGGCUAAUCGAAUAACAACAUCAGAAGUCAUACAAGGAGUUUGCCCGAAUUGUGAAAAGAUUAUCUCUUGUCCACUAGUUGAGAAAUGAUUAAAAUACAUGUAUUUUAUGUUUAAUUAUUUGUGAAUUUAAUAAAGUACUUUCUAUAAUUUCACAGUAUGUUUGAUUUCCACAAAUUAAAAAAUAACACUCAGAUAAGUUUUUGUCUUUUAGAAUAUUUUCAAU